UCUGUGCAACACCUGGUCUGACCUGGAGGGUUUGCGACCUUUUCCCUUGAAUUGCACACAGCUUUUUAAACUGCAAGACCGGCAGCCUGAGGGCUGAAUUAAAAAGCUGUUGAACAGGCUCAGGCAGGAGACGGGAAAGGGGCGGGACACCGGAGACCACUCACUGCGCAUGACCGGAGCGCGUUGCUACGGCAACCAGGAAAGGCAUACCCGGAAGAAAAUGCUCGCGGCACCCAAAUACACCAAAGACUGUGCCCUGUCGGCUCCUCUUUACUGGUCCCAGACCCAUUUUUGACUAGAGCAAAGCAGAUGAGGAACUGAGUCCGAGACAAUGGAGCGGCCACGUGCUGAGAAGCCGGGGGACUCAAAAGAAAAGCACGGAGACCCGGCCCAGACGGACGUCUGUGCUCCUCAAGUUUCAGAAGAGUUCCUCAGGUCCUGCACUGAUGAGGUACUGAGUUCUGGUUCCAUCACCUUCUCUGGAGAACUGCUAUCCUGUUCACACACCUCUGAGAGCCCACUCGAGAAGGAAACGCCGACUACAAGUUCGAAAGAACAAGACAAGCAUUCAGAACUUUCAGUCUUACAGAAGGAUGAAAAUAAGCUGAGUGAAAAGUGGAUCAACCACCUCAAGAGCAAAGAAAUUCAUUCUGAAAGAUAUCAGUCCGACCGUGGACCCCCACCUGAAAUCCCCAAGGAAUCCGCAGAAGAACUGAGUGCCCUGCAGUCUUUUUGUACUAAAAAAGUAGACUUGAUCCAUCAGAGAGAGGAUUCAAGAUCUAAGAAAAGCAACAGACCUAAAAAGCUGCAGCUCAGAUGGAUUGCAGAGACCCCAGAGGUAGAUGCUUUCAAUUGUACGAUACCUGAUGAACUGUUGAGCAGAAUCUAUUUGGAAAACACGAGAGUGACUCUAGAGUACAUAGGGGCGAUUGCGCAACACAUUUCUUCGCAGUGUCCCAGCUGUAAUAGCAAAAGAGCAGAGCUGGCUCAGUCUGACUUCCUGAGACGAAGGAAGACUUUACUGCAGUCACUGCUACUCCAAGAGAAAAUAGAUGAACACCUUCAUACCACAGACUUUCUCACCCGUGUUGGGGAAGCACAUCAGGGCUUCCCCAGGCUUACAGAUGAUCCUAGGAUCAUCUGGAAGCGACUGACUGAGAAAAUGCAGAAGGGAAGUUCUGGCUUUGGGCGGGCAUAUUCAAAGCAGGUGUAAGAAGACCAUACAAGUCCUUUAACACUUCUCAACUAAGGUAUCCAACCAGAUAGAAGGGGCCGGCUACUAAUGAUGUAAUGUGCCCAACCAAGGGAUGGUGACUACUAUUGGUUAGUGAUAACAUGUGAUGUGCAUACAGGUACCUGGUAUGUAUUUGAGUAAUUAUCAUCUCUUGUAGAGGAAAUUUAGAAACUAAUGUAAGAUUUUCUUCUGCUUCCUUCCUAGAGGUCUAAAUCAUUCCAUCCAAUAGAUUUUUUUUUUUCACAUUAUGGAAGACAACUGGAGGAAUUGCAAAACCUUUGUAAUCUGGGGGAAGAUUAUAUAUAUGUAUACAAAUAUAUAAAUAUAUAAAAUCUCUCAGAGAGAGAGGGAGGGAGGGUAAGAGGGAGAAAGAGAGAGAGAGAGAAAGAGAGAGAGGGAGAGAGAGAAAAAGAGAGAGGGAGAGAGGUAGUUUGGAGUGGUGGUUGACAGUACAGAGAGAAAGACAUAAACAGAUGUUAGGAAGCAAUGACUAGAGCUGGUUUUGGUGUUGAAAUGGCUGUGGGGAUUAGGAUUCUGACUUGUGUACCUGUGUAUGUGAGUGAAUAGUAAUUUUCUUAAGACAGAAUUCCCUUUAGUUUCUGUCAACUUGACAAAAACUAGAGUCACUUGGGAAGAAGAAACCUCACCUGAGGAAUUGCCUCUAUCCACUGGCCUAGGGGCAUUUCUGAGGGAACAUUCACUUGCCUAAUGAUUGAUGUGGGAGGGCUUGCCCCACUGCCAUACUUAGUCAGGUAGUAUCAGGCUGUGUAACAUGGCAAGCUAGGCAAGCUAUGGAAAGCAAGCCAGUAAGUCACAUUUUCCCAUGCUUUGUGUUUAGCCCUUGCCGAAAACUUUCUGCCUUCAGUUCCUGUCUUUGCAUCCCUCCAUGAUUGACAAUAACCUAUUAACUAAAUAAAACUGUUUCUUCUCUAA
This is a messenger RNA of Mastomys coucha (southern multimammate mouse), 2167 nucleotides long. RefSeq names its product chromosome unknown C8orf48 homolog (gene CUNH8orf48). Bases 332 to 1213 code for a protein of 293 amino acids. The record is from RefSeq and is a predicted model, not a curated record. The transcript has a single exon. Lineage: Eukaryota; Metazoa; Chordata; Mammalia; Rodentia; Muridae.